Rubroshorea leprosula is the source of this 1294-nucleotide messenger RNA. The record is from the annotation of a GenBank genome assembly. Lineage: Eukaryota; Viridiplantae; Streptophyta; Magnoliopsida; Malvales; Dipterocarpaceae.
GCCCAUUAGGUCACAAGUACAAGAUCCAUCUCAAUUGAUUUGAGGUUUGUAUUACCAUUACAUUAUGAUGGUCAACAUAGACUCACACUUACGAGAGGUGAUCGCUUUACUACUAGCCUUCUUUGGGUCAAGGUAUACAAGCCCUCAAAUGUUAAUAAUGGUUGGCUAUGACAAUUAUAUACAAUUUACACUCACAAUUCCAUCUUGAUAUUAGAUUUAGGGUGUUACAAUCUCCUCCAUUUAAAUGCUUGAUGUUCUUAUCUAGCCUAAUCCCAGUCAGAACAAAGCCAUCUAGGCCACAAGUACAGGAUUCAUCUCAUGUGCAAACACCGACCAUGAUGGUUAGCAUUGGUCCACACCUGGGAGAGAAGCAAUAGCUUUGACACAAACUGAAAUGACUCAAACCGAAGCCCACUAUUGGCCUAACAACUUUUCAAACUAAGGUCCACAAGCCUUUAAAAGCUUAAACUCAAAUUGAUAAUAGUGUUUAGUCGCUACACUUAUAUAUUAAUCACAUUCAUACUUUCAUCCCAAUGUAAAAUUCAAGGCAUUACAGUAAAGAUAAAAGGCUGCAAUGUUGGACAACAAAGAUUAAGCAAUGUCAUUCACAAAGCACAAGAAAAUUACAACUUUUCAUCGGACAUAUAAAUAAAUUGGACUCAAAAAUCCCACCUUUUGACUUGGAUGAGUUGUAGGCAAUAAUGCAUUACUUUAAUCAACUAAUUUGUUUGAUCCUAGCUAGCUUUUUCUUUAAUAAAUUCAACUACAAAGACAUAAAGUGAAUGUCAUUGCAACCAAUUGAACUAAUAUGCUACCUACCCGUGCAUCCAAAAGUAUAAAGCAUAGAUGCUUAAUAUACACUAAAAACAUAUUACAACAAACAAAAGUUAUAACAAUUAAUAAAAGGAAUUGUCUAACUUAGUGCACAAGUUAAGAGCAUAAUAAAUGCAUCUUUUUUGUAAUUAAUUCACAUUAAAAAUGAUAAAAGUUGACAUAUAUUUUAACAUUACUGACACGUGAAUGAUUUUAAUUAGUUAAUUGAUUAAAUCAAAGUCAACAUUUAUAUUUUUAAUGAAAAUUAAUUAUGAAAAUGUGCAUUUAUUGCAUCCUUAUCUUGCCCCUCAAGGGCAUAGGAUAGAAAAAUCCUCAAUAAAAUACCGCAAAUUUGUUGGCAAUUGAAUUGGAAUAGAGGAGGAUUAAUCAAAUAAAUGAAGUUCCUAGCUAGCUAGAUACAUAUACUAUACAAUGACCCACGCAACAUGUAUAAAAGAAGAAAGAAAAGUGGCAAGUUAAC